Messenger RNA from Monomorium pharaonis (pharaoh ant), 7074 nucleotides. RefSeq lists its product as uncharacterized. NCBI's taxonomy places the organism in Eukaryota, Metazoa, Arthropoda, Insecta, Hymenoptera, Formicidae. The transcript is spliced from 26 exons. The record is from RefSeq and is a predicted model, not a curated record. Gene Ontology annotation, molecular function: actin binding. Gene Ontology annotation, biological process: cellular component organization. Bases 251 to 5740 code for a protein of 1829 amino acids.
AAGUUUUUCGUUGUUACUCGUCGCUACUAUUAUUGUCCGAUUACUGUCGUCCCGUCGCUCCUUCGGAAUUCUCUCUCUCUCUCUCUCUCUCUCUCCUUUUUCUACGCGCCAUCGCUUGAUUCAGUCGUCGUGACUGGCAUCAGCAAUGUUCUCACUCCAUUCCGUUAACCAUCUGCAUCCGGUGCGACGCAACGGUCGCACAAUCGGCGAUCGUCGCCGAUCGCGAGUGUAAUACCUCGAAUUUUUUCGAAUGCGAAAGUUACGAUAUUGUGUGUGCACACGUGGCGCGGGAACGUUUCACGUUUGCAGAGUGGAAGAGCAGCAUCCAGCCGCAGAGGCAGCCGAUAUGGAUUCCCACGUCGGUCUCGACUACAUCGUGGAUAAUCCCGAUUAUUGCGUCAAGCUUGCCUCAGCAUUGGAGACGGCGUGCCCAUCCGUGAAGAAGCAAGUCGUGGAGUUGCUGUCGGCGCUGUGCGUCUACAGCCAAGACGGCAGGCAAAGAGCCAUCGAUACUCUUCACACGUAUCAGGAGCGGAAGAGCGAGCGUUAUCGAUUGCGAGUCGUGGUCGACGAGUUACAGAAAGCGACGGUCGAGGAUUAUCAAACGGCACUGCUGGCGUUUAUAAAUUGUUUGGUCAUCUCGACGCCGGUGCUCAAGGACCGUAUACGUAUUCGCAACGAGUUCAUCGGACUUAAACUCCUGCCGAUCCUGAACGAGCUGCGGAAAAAUCAUGCGCCAGAUGUGAGAGUACAGCUAGACGCCUUUGACGAUCAACGGGAAACCGACGAGGAGCUCACGAACCACGGACCGCCCGGGAUCGAUCUCUCUUCUCACGUGGACGUCUUUUACGCUAUUCUUGGCCAAGUCGCAGACACUCCGCAGGAGAUACCCUUUCUGAGUGUCUUGCAGCAUCUGCUGCGGUUGGACCCGAAGGAUGCUGCCAGCGAUUUAGCAUGGGACACUGCGGAGACCUUGGUGCAUCGAGCCACAUUACUGGAGAGUCGCGAGGAUGCCACCAAAUUAUUGAGGUCGCCUAGUCUACAAACAAAUCUAUGCUGCCAUUGUCGCGGUGUCGAUCAGACGUGCGGAACGUCGCGAAAAGCAUCGCUGCCGACGAGCAACAGUUCAACGGCACCCUUACCGCCACCGCCGCCACCAGCAGUUCCGGUGACGCCAAGUCUGUCACCCCCGUCGAGCAGUAGCGGUUUUGUUUUACCGCCGCCACCUCCGCCACCGCUUUUCGCCAACGUCGUCACGUCUGAUGCACCGAUGGAGCCGCCGAUGCCGCCACCCCUACACGUGCCUUCCGUUGCACGCGCACCUACCCCCGAACCGCCCAGUAAUCACGUCAGACUGCUACCGCAACAAGAAAUUCCCACCCCUAGAACAAAGAUGAAAACCAUCAACUGGAACAAGAUACCUAAUCAUAAGGUGAUUGGCAAACGGAACAUCUGGUCCCUCGUCGCGAACGAGCAUCAAAAUUCCCCGAUGGCGGAUCUAGAUUGGGCCGAGAUGGAGGGCUUGUUCUGUCAACAGGUGCCGCCGAUGGUACCACCGGCGACUUACUCGAUUUCGUGCGGUACCGGCGCCGACACCGAACGACGUCGUCGAGAACCGACGGAGAUCGCGUUACUCGAUGGGAAGAGGAGCCUGAACGUUAAUAUUUUCUUGAAGCAAUUUCGAAGUUCAAACGAGGACAUAAUCCAAUUGAUCAAGGAGGGCGGACACGAUGAUAUUGGCGCGGAGAAAUUGCGUGGUCUGCUAAAAAUAUUGCCGGAAGUGGACGAGCUCGAGAUGCUCAAGAACUUCGAUGGCGACAAGUCGAAGCUCGGUAACGCUGAGAAGUUCUUUCUGCAGCUUAUCCAAGUGCCAAAUUAUAAGUUACGCAUCGAGUGCAUGCUACUGAAGGAAGAAUUUGCCGCGAAUAUGAGCUACUUGGAACCGAGCAUCAAUUCAAUGAUACUUGCUGGGGAGGAUCUUAUGACGAAUAAGCCUCUGCAAGAGGUGCUGUACAUGGUUUUGGUAGCUGGUAACUUUCUCAACUCAGGUGGCUAUGCUGGCAAUGCAGCGGGCGUGAAGCUUUCCUCGUUGCAAAAGCUAACAGAAAUUCGCGCGAACAAGCCAGGAAUGAAUCUGAUACACUACGUAGCAUUGCAAGCCGAGAGAAAACGAAAGGAUUUGCUAAGUUUUGCGAAAGAUAUGACUGCCUUAGAAGCAGCAACAAAAACAACGAUCGAACAAUUGACCAAUGAAUUUAAUAGUUUGGACACAAAAAUUAAAAAAAUCAAAAAUCAGAUCCAACUUUCUUCGACCGAAAACGAAAUACAGAAACAAAUGGCACAGUUUCUUCAGAUGGCCGAGCGAGAAAUGGAUCAAUUAAAAAGGGAUAUGGAAGAGCUUGAGGGAGUGAGACGAUCGAUCGCGGAAUUUUUUUGCGAGGAUACAAACACAUUCAAAAUCGAAGAGUGCUUCAAGAUAUUCCAUCAGUUUUAUCAAAAAUUCAACCAGGCGGUAGCGGAGAACGAAAGACGUCGCAUUCAGGAGGAGCAGAUCUUGGCGCGUCGUAAACAGCGCGAGGAACAAUUACUGGCGAGAAAACGAUUGCUAAGCAAUCAAGCGGAAACUCCCGGCUCGGAAUCCGAAUCUAACUUGAUGGACUAUGGGCUCUUUGAACCUGCCUUAUCUCAGAGAAAUUAUAAUCGUGGUGAGGCCAAGAUAAGAAGGUUGCAAAAUGGCGGUGUUACGUCGGACGAAGACAUCUCCGUCAUUGGAUCACCGAGCAUCCGACGUCGUUUGGGAUCAUGUUCCGGCGGUCCUGAUCAACAGUCUACCAAAGAAGAUACCUACUCACCAGAUAUCACGCCUAACGGUACGCUUCGUCGGCGCAGAAGUAGAAUACCCUGCGAGGAUGAUGAUGGAAAUUUGAUGGAUUUUUUACGAACGUCCGGACAAGAUAAUACUCGGGAAAGAAAAUCAUGGGGAAGUUUAGAUCGAUCAUGGGCACGAAGAGCACGUGGACAAUCGCGAAGAGGAGAUUUGCUAAAUGCUGAUUUUUCGGGAGAUCGAGAACGACCGAGCUCGCCAUCUCCUCUCGCGGAAAAUAAAUCAUUUCUGCAAGAGGAGGAAGCAAAGCCAACCGGGAAAGCCUGGCGACAAAAAAUCGAAGCUUGGCUAUCGGAAAAUGAGAAGGAGGAUCGUGCGGGUGAGCAACUUCAGAGAAGAGCGAAGCAAUUGCAUCAAGCGAACCGACGGUCCUUCGAAGAUUCGGAAAGCGAAGGCAAAAGUCCGAUGAACACUUUGACGGAAGACCGAACUAUGCUCGAAAGAGGAUUUUCCGAAGUUUAUGACUGGCGACCGUCCGUCGAGAAAACGGACGUGAUGCGCACGAUGGAGGCCAUUGAAGAAGCUCAACCGCUAUCGUCUCAAGACAAGUCACCCUGGCGAAAAUCGAGCUUGAACGUACCAAAUAGUACGGAAGAGGCUGAUCCGCGUUAUUCCCGUAGAUUUAGAUCGAGACACAGUGCUGAGAAUGCCCUUAUGCCGAGCACUCUGCAGGCGAUCAGAGAAGAGGACAGAAGGAAGAACAAGGUCAAUGACGCGAUAAAUUUAGAUACGCAGAACGAGUUAACGAUUUAUCUGAGGCAGCCGUACACCGGAACGCAAGCACCUGCAACUCGGCGAUUCUCCAAGCUCGGCAGAAAGACUACCGACGAGGAAAGAGUCAGUGAUAAGAUUGAGAUCGAUUCGGACAACAUAGAGACACCACCGGCAACCAGACGGUUGUUCAGUCCGCCGAAGGAGGUGAAACCCGUCGAGAAGGAACCCUGCAAAAGAGAACGUUGCAACAGUUCCCUCCAGAGUCGAGAAAUAAAGACUGCGAUAUUGAAACCGAUUAGCCCCACGGAUCUUGGCACUGGUAACUUUGAUAGGUACUCCGCGACGCGACGAACUCGCAGGUACAAGAAAAAUCAAGAUCCCACUGGAGAUAAAGACAAAUCGGACGUGUUGAAUCUCGAAUUGGUCGACGAAAAAUUGACCGCGGCGCAACGGCCUAAUACUCUCGCUCUAGCUGAUGAAGAAAUUCAUAAGGAGGACACGGAUAUCAUGCUGCGCGUCUGGCAGGAUAAGCUAAAGCAGCGUGACAUUGAUGCCGCCUCGUCGCCGUUGUCGCGCGACAUUGAUGCCGCGCUAGCGGAGAUUGCGCGUUCCGGCGAAGACCUCCAGCGUCUAUCACGUUCGGCAUCGACGACAUCGACAUCGGCAACAAUAACGGGCCACAGAAACUCGCGACUUCCGGUCAGCCAACCACCGCCAGUGGUGGCGGUGACCAACACUGUGUUGAGUCCGGUGAUGCAGGAAUCGCGGCCGCGCGAGCCUGUUACGGUGCUCGCCGAACGUGCAGUGACGAGCCGUGAGCGUCAUCGGAGUAUGAUCGAUCCAAGUCAAGUGAAGGAAGCGGUUCGUUUGACCAGUAACCCACCUAGUCAAGUGAAUCAAGAUCAGGAAAUUAUUAACAGCUUUUCACGAAAUGGAAAUUCGCCACGCGAUCAGAAGAGCGAGCAGAAUGACGCGCCGAAGAUCGUAGAGGAACAAGAAGAGAAGCGCACGGAUCUCCUCGAGAAGGAUAUCCGAUCCGCGGAUGAUCCACGCGAUCGGUCGACGACUCGGCAGAACUCUAUGUUCCGCAGCCGAUUUAUCCCCGAUAUAAGUGUGACAUCGCCGCCGCCGCCGCCGCCGCCGUCGUCCGGCAAGAGCAAAGAUCAGGAAUUGAACGACGAGGGCUUCGAAGAGACGCAGAGCCUCGUAUCGGAGACCUUGAGUCAGGAGACGUCCUCAGGCAAUUACGAGACGGACACGCAUGACUCAACGCGAUGCUCGCCGGCGGAAUUAAGCGGUUACGGGGGCGAACAGCGUCGACGUAGCGCCAUUACGAUGAUGGUCAAUGACGACCUGGAUGGUCGAAGAGCAUCCGUCAACAAAUUGCCGACUUCUAACAAGGCGUUCGACAAGAAGACAACUGCGAGGAACGCAUCGGAGAAAUCCAGCUUCUUGCCGAAGCGCACCGCGGAUACAAAACGCGAGUCGAUCGCAUUGAGGAAGACUGAUUCUUUGAAAAGAACUUCAAACGUUGUUCCAUUAAGCGAUACGGGAACGCCGAGAGGUGAAGUGCAACGUUCCGGUUCCAGAAGUAGCUUGCGUAGCUCACGGAGCUCGCUGAAUAGCGCAACGUCCGUCAACACUGUGCGAAAUCUGACCACGAAUCACGCGCAUCUGCGGAGCUACACCUCAGCCAUCCGAGCGCUGACCAACGAUCUAAGGAAGAGCAGUCCAUCGAACAGUCCACUGCCACCGAAAGACGGAAUCGACAAAAGACGAUCGAGUCCUCGUCAAAUUACCGUCAGUAGGAUACCCGCCAGUAGAAGUAGCAGCAGCGGCAGUAGCGUUGGACCGGCAGUGAGGGGCGUUAGGAAAGCACCUGAGAUGGUGCCUGGGAUGCCAAAGGUGAUAAGAGGCCGGCCGAUCAUCUCGCGUAGCAGUAGCAGCGGAAACGGCAUCGGUCGACAAUCAAUCUUAGGAAGUCGACCUCUUUCCGGUGAUAAGACGUCUGCAACGAAGAGUCGAUUGAUGCAGCCGCGAGUCAGCUCGAAGAGUCACAGCUUUAUGAGGCCUACAGCCGCCAGUGUUAACAAAGGUUCCACACCAAACUUGCCGAAGAGCAUCAAAGUUAUGGUCAAGUGAUAACGCUUAUUGAUGAAAGAAAAGAAUUAUAUCCAUCGUCAAAAAUUUUAACUCGAGGAAGAUUCACAUACAUUUAACAAAUUUAGACUUAACAAGUAGUUAAUGUUACGCAAAAUCAACCGAAUCUGGGGUCCGAUAGUUAAUGUUAAACUAUAAGGACAACGAUUUCAAUGGAUAGUUUGAGAGUGUUGAUAAUCGUUUUAUCGUAAAAUAGAUCUGCAAAAUCGGAUAAUAAAAAUUCUCGUUUGCUACAUCCGCUCACAAUUGUUAAACCAAAACAAGUAAGACUUAUCGUGUCUAGCCAUUAUCACGCCAAACAACGCGAGUGCCCGGAUAAGAGUGAAUAAUCAUAUAUAUUUCUAGUUUUAUCGCGCGCGACGCCCACGUUAGAUGAUUAAGGAAACUUUAAGGGGAACGCCCCGAUUUUUCUAUCUGGCGCCAAAUUGUGAGGGAGCUUUCCUUUCAAUAACCUAGAAAAAACAUAUUUAUAUGAAGUAUAUGUAACAUACUCGAAUAAUGUGCAUGUACGAAAUAUAUUAUAUAAUUCUUACCGUUAACAAAGAUAAAUAUAUUGUAGAAUAUAUGUCCGACAAAUAAAUUAACAUAUUACAUGGCAAUGCAAUUCGAAAUACGAUAAAGAAAAACUGCGCGACAUUAUUAAAUAACUUACAAUUAACUAUACAUACAUUUACGAAAAAGAACAAAAAUAAAGUUUACUGAAUAAUUGCAAACACAAGUAAUCCGCAUAUUGCACUAUUUUAUAUAUAUACGUAUAUAUGUACUUACUUUAUGCACCAUAUUCAACAAGAAAUAUCUACAUACUUUAUGUACAAAAAUAUAAAUCAACGAUCUAUUUUCAAAUUGCAUCAAAAAACCUGCGUUUUUGACAGAGAUAUUUAAUGAGAUCACUCUCAUAAUAUAAUUCGGCACCGGCGCUUUCUAAAAAGCGUAAUAAUUCGAAAAAACUGACCUUUUUUUCGAUUGUCAACGCGUUACGUUGCGCAUAAAUCUUUUGUACGAUAUGUAAAUAUAACAUUCAGCUACGGCUAGUCAACCGGUGCGCGUAAUCGACAAGCAGUAGCAGGAUCGUCUUAUCUUCACCGUAAACGAAAUCUGCCGCUUAGAAAUAAAUAACUAUAAAUUAUAAUUAAGCUUGCUACUUUCUACAUGACUGACAAAUAUAAUUACCGCGUAUGAAUGGUAGUAGUGAUUUUAUCGUGAUUGUGACGCGAAUUAUAACCACCCCGAUUGUUGGUCUCGAUAGCUAUACAGAACGACAUAGUUUGAAAAACAAAAUUCAAAUCGUUAAUAAAUUAUCAAAUACAUCGACAUUA